AUUCCAAACUGUCAUUUUGAAUAUUCAACAAUGAAACAACAUUUUCAUUAAACAACUGCCACUUUUGUUAUUAAAAUCGGAACACCUUUGAAAUUAUAACAUAGAAAACUAAUUAUUUUUAGAGGCGAAAUGACGAAUUUCGAAAGUUUUAGUGAAGAUUUAGUACCACGCAUUGUUCCGCAACCAACUUUGCACCCGGUAUUGGAUAUGUCAAAACCAAUCGUUCCCGAAGUGUCUUUAAUUUUUGACGAGUCCAAAAAAUCAAUUGCAAACCAAAUGGUACAGCCUAAAAGUUAUAAAGAAUGGAAACAGCAACAGCAAAUGCCAGUAGCCACGAAGUUUACACCUAACCAAACAUCAACCGCAGAUCGAAAGAAAAUAGUUACAUUUAAUUUACCAAAUGACAAUCAGCCCACUAAAAAUAUGCUACAAUCACCGAUCGAAAGUACUCCCAUGGCUAUUUGUCAACAAUUGGAUUUGAGUUUAUGCGAGCCUAGAAAAAGUAAUGAAGUUAAUCAACAUACGAUUCAGUCCAAUUACAUAGCAGAUGUGCGACAGCAAGACUAUAACCAUUUCAUACAACAACCACAUACCAAUAAACGGUUGGUGGUAUCGCCUCAAAUGAAUUCAGAUGAACAUUACAAAAGGCCAUCAAAUCAAAUGGUCAACCGAAUUACGAACCAAGUGUUUAAUAAUCAAAAUCAAGCCGAAACAAAAGGAAUUACACUGAAUGAUGUGUAUCAACUGCUUCAGAAUAUGCAGUUGAAUAACUCUUCAGAAAACAGCACAGCUAAUAAGGAAAGUAAUCUAAACCAAUUGAAUGGGCACCAUAUUGCUUCAGAGAAACAUCGGCAGAUUGACCAUCUCUCACUGAUACGGGGUACAAAUCAAUCAUUCGAAAACACACCUUCCAGCCACAACGAACCAACGAUGAAGGAUAUGUUCAAUGUGAUUUUGAAGCAACAAGAACAGUUGAUGAACAUACAAAAUCAGGUUCAUGUUCUACUUAUGCGCUCUGCCAAUGUAGCAUCCAAUCAAUUGGAGAGCAGACAUCAUAACAAUAAUCAAAUAAUGGGAGAUGUGAAUGCCAAUAUCAAUCAAAUUGAUUCGCAUGCUAAACAGGUUGGCGUCAUGACAAGCUUGGAAAUCAAUGUGCAAAAUAUUAAACCAAGUGCCAUACAAACCGAUGAAAAUUUUAGUACACCAAAAGCCAAGAAUAAAAUGGCAAUUAAUCAAAAUAUCAAACAGUGUGGGUGCAUGUGCAAUUGUGAAUCACAAAAGCAGUUGCAAUCGCCUGAUUCUGGAAGUAAUGAUGAUAAUUUUGAUACGAGCCCCAGAAAUAGCUCUGACACUCAAGCCGGAUGGACAUUCUAUGGGAAUAUUUUAAAUCAAGUGAAUGACGUGCUGCAAAACACAUCGCCCAUAUCGAGUGCAAGAGGUAACGAACCAAAAAAUCCACAACAAGCGGCCAACACAGAGAAUCGGUCCUACGGCCUGAAUGAAGUUCCCAUUCGACGCACUUCAAAUGUAAUGCCGAACAUCCGGAGCGCUCAAUUCAAACAAGUUGGCUUUCAGAUUGAUGAUGUAAAUAUUUCUGCUAUGACAAAAAGAAUUACGUUUGGUUCAACAUCGAAUGAAAUUCCGCGAACGCCCGCCGACCGUGUGGCUGCAACCGACAACAGUAUGCUGAUGAAUGCACUGGCUAUGAAAUAUCUACCAUGUGAUUUAAAUAAUGUACACUCACCAAAAUUAGCGAAUGGGGUCACUCAAACAACGAUCGCAAACACUCGUAAUGCAACACCAACGAAUGGACCAUCAGUGAAUCGACAAUGUGAAUUAAAUAACAAACAUUCAAAUACCGAUAUGUCAAUGACGAGUUAUCGCUACAUGGAAAAAUACGGCCUACUUUGAUUUGCCACCGGAAUUGCGAUAGUUGAAACAUUGUCUUUAUGUUCGCUUUCACUUUAGACGCUCAUUUGAAUUGUUAUCAUGGAAUGAUGUUGAUCGAUAUAAAUUGUUUUCAUAACGUCCGAUCAGAUGCAAAAAUGUAUCAGUAUUUUAUAUGUUUUAAGUGUUAAAUAAAAUUGCUAAUAAAUGUCACAUCAAUCUAACGAA
Molecule: messenger RNA, 2115 nt
Organism: Sitodiplosis mosellana (orange wheat blossom midge)
Lineage: Eukaryota; Metazoa; Arthropoda; Insecta; Diptera; Cecidomyiidae
Product: protein PF3D7_1417600-like
Exons: 3
Coding region: 130-1911 (593 amino acids)
Source: RefSeq, a predicted model, not a curated record